Polychytrium aggregatum is the source of this 411-nucleotide messenger RNA. RefSeq lists its product as uncharacterized. Gene Ontology annotation, biological process: non-motile cilium assembly. Gene Ontology annotation, cellular component: ciliary transition zone. The coding region runs from base 1 to 411 and encodes 136 amino acids. The record is from RefSeq and is a predicted model, not a curated record. NCBI's taxonomy places the organism in Eukaryota, Fungi, Chytridiomycota, Chytridiomycetes, Polychytriales. The transcript has 4 exons.
AUGCCGCAGCACUCGUCUCUGCCCCUGCAGAUCGCGAUUUACUUCAACCAGAUAUUCGCCAUAGUAUAUCUGGUCGUGGCGCUGGGAUUCCAGAUCUACAAAGGGUAUCGUCUGCCGUAUCCAUCGUCGGUUCUGGGUCUGGAGAUAUUUGGGCUAUUUGCACUCACGGGCCUGGAGCUGGCUCGGCUUUCGUUCGGAUCAAGGGGAAACAAAACCGAGGAGCCGAUUCCCCUGAUGGUGUUUCUCGGGAUGACGCCCGUGGCCAUGUGUGGUUUUUUGUUUUACUUUCUCUGGCAAGCCUAUGUACUUAUAUUCGAUGUGGCCCUCAACUCCGUCAUGCUCGCGUUCCUGGCUGUCGAAUUCUUUGUUGGCAUUUGGGAGGCCUCGAUUCUGAAUCAGCAGUAUCGCUGA